CAAGUCGCCGUUUUUCGCCCAAAAAAAAGUAUUUUAUUUGUUCGGUUUCCCAAUAAAUUGCCUUUAUUGUAAAUUUAAAAUGGCAAAAGCCGAGCAAAUCCUAAUUGUGGAACCUUCGAACGAACUGAAAUUCACUGGGCCCUUCACGUCUGUGGUGUCGAGCGAACUUUUGCUCAAGAAUCCAAAUAGCAAACCUGUCCUCUUCAAAGUCAAAACCACAGCUCCUAAACGGUACUGCGUUCGACCCAAUUGUGGUUUCAUCGAACCGAAUCAUCAGGUAACGGUUUUGGUGAUGCUCCAGCCUUUCGAAUACGACCCAGCAGAGAAGAACACCCACAAAUUCAUGAUUCAGUCCAUGUUUGCUCCCCCUGGCACCACGGAAUCCAACGACAUAAUUUGGAAGGAAGCGCCAGCUGGACAGAUAAUUGACAACAAGUUGAAAUGCGUUUUCAUUCCAAUGUUUGAAAGUACUAUUGAUGAGCCUCUGCUGCAAGUCAGUCAGGCUGCCAGCCAGACUGCUCCCCCAUCAGUUAUUUCAAGUACAGUUGAAGACACCAGGCAAGUUCCGAAGGCAAAUGAAGUGAGGGCAGAGUCUAUUAAUAACUUGGGCUGGCAGCAGGACAGGGCACCUGAGGAAGUUGGCCACCAAAAUGUCAAUCGUCAGCAGCUGCAAAUCGAGUUGGAAAAACUGAAAGUAGAAAAUGUGAAGCUGAGAACUGAGGGCAUGAGACUGAGGAACAUUUCAAACAACCCAGGAGGACAGUCACAAGUGUUAGGACCCAACCAGCGUCUUGACACCAAAGUUAACUUUGCUUCACAAAUGCCACCAAUAUGGCAGCUCAUUGUUGCUUUGAUAGUUGGCAUGAUCAUUGCCAAAUUUUUCCUUUGAAGCCAGUUCUCGCUAAAUCAGGAUGUUGUUCGUUUAGUGUCGGUGACUAGAAAUUCUUCUUGUUAACUCAAUCCACACAUAACGAAGUGAAAUGAUGACAAAAAAUUCUUUAUAAAUUAAUUUUAUAACCAUAAUUUAUUUCCUUUUUUUUUAUUUAGUGGGUUAUGCGAUGAUUUGAUGGGGACUUUAUUAAAAUAAGAUUCAUUUGAAUGACAGAUGUCUCAACAUUUGUUUGUCUGUGUGUGUGUAUGCCUGUCUGUCUGUGUACCUGUGAGUGUGUUUUUAAAAGUUUGUAAAUUAUUUACAUAAUAAUUUACUUUUGUUUGAAUUCAUUCACUCACUCACUCACUCACUGACGUUUCAAACAUUGAUUGAUAAUACUACACAACCAAUACAACAAUUUGAUGUUAUAUAUUCUCACUGUUUCUUGUUAAUACAACAACACUUCAAUCAAUCAAAUCAAUCAUUUAAUUGAUCAAUUAAUAAAUAAUUUUAAUGAUUAUUAAUCAAUUAAUUGAUGGCUUUAAUUAACUAUUUGAUUUAAUUGCACAAAUUUAUAGCUUUGUAAAAAAAAAGUGAAAACUCGAAAAAAUAACUCUAUUAUUGUUAAUUUUUUCUAUUUUUGAAUUCUUCAAUAUAAAGAAAAAUUUAUUUGUUCAAUUUGUUCCAUUACCUGUUCUCUGUUGUUCAAAUUGAAACUUAAUACAAUUUGAUAAUUUUCUUUUUUUUUUCGGUUUUGGCUUAUAUUUUCUUUAUUAUCAUUAAAUCAUUAAUAAUAUAAUAAUAAUUAUUAAUGUUAUCAAUUAAAAUAAUAAUAAUUAACGGAUUUUAGUUCAUUAACAAAUUUUUUUGGCAAAAAAUUUGCUAAAUCAAUGGAAUAAAAAUAGUGAUAGAUUGAAUAGAUUAGAUGCGUGUGUGUAUGUGGUUUUGUGUGAAAAAUAUUGUAAAAAUACGGACACGCACACACACACAUAUAUAUAUUAUUGAUAACAGUCUUAACUCAAUAUAUAUAUAUAUAUAUAUAUAUAUAUAUAAUAUGCAUAUAUACAUUUAUAAUUGAUUAUCAUGAAUCCAUAGCAAUUGGUUGAAUAGAUUGUGUGUGUGUGUAUUCUGUAUACAUAACAUUACAUAAUUCUACCUAAAACCGUAAUAAACUGUGGAGGAAAAU
Helobdella robusta is the source of this 2057-nucleotide messenger RNA. RefSeq lists its product as hypothetical. Gene Ontology annotation, biological process: endoplasmic reticulum membrane organization. Lineage: Eukaryota; Metazoa; Annelida; Clitellata; Rhynchobdellida; Glossiphoniidae. Gene Ontology annotation, cellular component: endoplasmic reticulum membrane; plasma membrane. Bases 80 to 889 code for a protein of 269 amino acids. The transcript has 2 exons. The record is from RefSeq and is a predicted model, not a curated record. Gene Ontology annotation, molecular function: FFAT motif binding.